This is a messenger RNA of Calliphora vicina (urban bluebottle blowfly), 854 nucleotides long. It is a transcript of the gene Arf102F, whose product is annotated as ADP-ribosylation factor 2. Lineage: Eukaryota; Metazoa; Arthropoda; Insecta; Diptera; Calliphoridae. Gene Ontology annotation, molecular function: GTPase activity; GTP binding. The record is from RefSeq and is a predicted model, not a curated record. Gene Ontology annotation, biological process: vesicle-mediated transport; intracellular protein transport. Gene Ontology annotation, cellular component: plasma membrane; cytoplasm. Bases 236 to 778 code for a protein of 180 amino acids. The transcript has a single exon.
UAUUAAGUAACUACGAACACGUCUCGCUUUCGGAAAUUGCUGUCAACUUUUUUCUUUGUUUUAUUCACUCGGAUUAUUUUUUUACAAAUAAAUCCUAAAGAAUAUAAUAAUUACAAGAAGCUGUUAAAUAUAUUUAUAUUUCCAAUAAUAACUUAAGAUAGUUUAUCUAAAGUCGACACGAAACAAUUGCAGAACAGAGUGAUUGUGAAAUUAAAGUAAUAAAAAAAAGUUAAUAAUGGGUUUAACUAUUUCUAGUUUAUUAACACGGCUUUUUGGCAAAAAACAAAUGCGUAUUUUAAUGGUGGGCUUAGAUGCUGCUGGCAAAACUACCAUUCUAUAUAAGUUAAAGUUGGGUGAAGUUGUAACGACCAUUCCUACCAUUGGUUUUAACGUUGAGAGUGUGGAAUACAAAAACAUUUGCUUUACAGUAUGGGAUGUCGGCGGUCAAGAUAAAAUUCGUCCUUUGUGGAGACACUACUUCCAAAACACCCAAGGUCUUAUAUUCGUUGUUGACUCCAACGAUAGGGACCGUAUUACUGAAGCUGAAAAGGAGUUGCAAAAUAUGCUGCAGGAGGAUGAACUAAGGGAUGCUGUAUUAUUAGUAUUUGCAAACAAACAAGAUCUACCAAAUGCAAUGAAUGCUGCAGAACUAACUGAUAAACUACGUCUAAAUCAAUUAAGAAAUCGUCACUGGUAUAUACAAGCAACCUGUGCAACACAAGGAAACGGUUUGUACGAAGGCUUAGAUUGGUUAUCUGCAGAACUUGCUAAAAAAUAAUAAAUCCAAAAUUAGAUUAUAUUAAACAAACAAAAAAACAAAAAAAAAGAUAAAUAAAAACUAUAUUUUUAUCGUA